Molecule: messenger RNA, 2613 nt
Organism: Mesocricetus auratus (golden hamster)
Lineage: Eukaryota; Metazoa; Chordata; Mammalia; Rodentia; Cricetidae
Gene: Tbc1d21
Product: TBC1 domain family member 21
Exons: 11
Coding region: 125-1135 (336 amino acids)
Biological process (GO): activation of GTPase activity
Molecular function (GO): GTPase activator activity
Source: RefSeq, a predicted model, not a curated record
AAGUCAACAGAAGCCCUGUUCCUUUGGGGAAUGCAAUUCAUCUCCUAAAAGGGAGCUCCCCUUCCCGGGCUCUCCAGGAGAUCCGGACACAGGCAACUAACUCCAAAGAAAGCUAGAGGGGAACAUGACCACCCUUUCUCCAGAAAACAGCCUCUCUGCAAGGCGGUCAGCCACCUUCAUCUUGGAGAAGAGAAACCCUCCCAUUGACAAGACGGAAUGGGACAGCUUCUUCGACGAGAACGGUCACUUGGCCAAAACUCGGGACUUCAUUUGUGUUAACAUCCUGGAAAGGGGUCUACACCCCUUUGUGAGGACGGAAGCCUGGAAGUUCCUCACAGGCUACUACUCAUGGCAGAGUUCCCGGGACGAGCGGCUCAUGGUGGACACCAACAGGAGGAGGAACUACAAAGCCUUGUGCCAGAUGUAUGAGAAAAUCCGGCCCCUGCUAGAAAACUUGCAUGGGAACUUCACAGAGACUCGGAACAAUAUUGCAUAUGACAUUCAGAAACUCUAUGACAAGGAUCCCCUGGGCAAUGUGCUUGUGGACAAGAAGAAACUGGAGAAGACCCUACUGCUGAGUUAUGUCUGCAACACAAAGGCUGAGUACCAACGAGGCUUCCAUGAGAUGGUGAUGCUUUUCCAGCUGAUGGUUGAGCACGACCAUGAGACCUUCUGGCUCUUCCAGUUCUUCCUGCAGAAAACAGAGCACAGCUGUGUCAUCAACAUCGGGGUAGGCAAGAACCUGCAUAUGCUCAACAAUCUGAUUGCUUUACUGGACCCUGAAUUUUCUGAACACCUCAAAGGGAAGGGCUCAGGCGCUGUGCAGUCCCUCUUCCCCUGGUUCUGCCUCUGCUUCCAGCGUGCCUUCAAAUCCUUUGAUGACGUCUGGAGGCUUUGGGAGGUCCUGCUGACAGGGAAGCCUUGCAGGAAUUUCCAGGUGCUGGUGGCCUACAGCAUGCUACAGAUGGUGCGUGAGCAGGCACUGCUGGAGAGCAUGAGUGGUGAUGCCAUCCUCCUGGCCUGCAACAACCUCAUCGACCUUGAUGCUGAUGAGCUGAUCUCUGCUGCCUGCAUGGUUUUUGCUGAGCUCAUGCAAAAGGAGAUUCCUCAGCCAUUAAAGGAUUUCUUUUUCUGAGAACAUGGACACUCACAAUGGACACAUGCCCUCAAUGGACUGGAUGAAGGCAAUUCUUCAAUAAUGGGGUCAGGAUCAAGUUCAAUGAGUAUUGGUGUGAGGGCAUAAACAACAUAACACCGUUGAAACAGCCUCUGCAGUAUUGGUUUGUGGUGGUCACAUGUCUUCCUUGACCUUGGAGUGCAUGAUGGUCGAGACAAUAUAGUAAGUGAGCAUCCGCUGUAAGGCUAUGGAGAAGGCACCCUGGGACAGGACGGUGUGGGACAGCCACUCUUCACAAGUGAUAGGUCUUCAGAGGUCCACACCUGAAAGCAAAUGGGUAGGAGAGGACCAACUCUGAGUGAACACACAGAGAUUCCUACAUCUAGUUCUAAGGGGAGGGAGCUCUAGCCUUUACAUCUGUCCUCACAAUCCCUUUACUCUCAACAUAGUCCUCAGAUUCUCUCCCACCCCCAGGCUUCCCGCCAACGAUGGACGGACUAACCCAAACCUCUGACCAUCAGACUGUUCCCCUCCUGGUCUCAAAGUCCCCCUCAUAACUCUACCUUUAUCCUCCACCUCCAAGUGUCUCGUUGGUGGAAGCCAGGAUUCCCAGCCUUCCCCCAUCCUCUCCUGAGACUUCAUUCUGUCCUUGCUCAGGAAACUGCUCUCUCCUGAAGCAAGAGGCAUGCCAUAGGCUUCAAGCUCCAUGUCCAACCUACCAAGGCUCUGGUGAGCCAUAGUGCCAGUAGGCAUGGAGAAGGGGAUGGACCUACAGAGGGCUUUGGGUUGGCUAGGUGCCCCAAAGUUGCACAUAGGCACAUAGGCACACACACACACACACACACACACACACACACACACACACUCAGGUGCCACAUUUUUUCAGCAAAUCUGGUGGGUCCAUUGGUUUUGCUGCAGACCCUGGCCCUGGGGGUGAGGCAACAUCUUUCCCAUUCUCCAGCCAACAACACCUCUCUUUCCUGCUUUUAAAAUGUCAGGCUCAGUGACCACCACUCAGAAGGUAUUCCGCCUCUCUGUAUUUUCUGGUCUUCUCCUCUCAAGUGACAGUCUCCCAUCUAUGGUUGACUCUGAGUCAUUUAGCUGUUGUUUUUUAAGGAGGCGGAGGCUCUGAAUAGUGGAGCCCUGUACCACCAACAAUGUUUCCUCUGCCUGGAUAAGAAGAGAGCGCUUGUCAUCAGCAAAGCUUGUGGGUGAAUUCAUGUGCUGUGCUCUCUUCAGCUCUGUGUUCUCAAGACAAGGCAAGAUAGCAUUCUUGCAUGGAAAACAGUUCUCCAUGAAGGAAACUAUGCUUUUUAUUUUCCUAAAUAACCAUAUAGAGUAAAACAUUUUCCUGACUUAAACUUGGCACUGAACAGCAGAUGCAUACUCUUCCAUGGUCCUUGAACUUGGUAGUAUAAGUUAAGCCCAUGACUUUUGGUUAGAAUAGACACACAUUAUUACUAAGCUCAAGAAUAAAAAAAUCUCAGCAAUUCUAA